Messenger RNA from Diprion similis, 2840 nucleotides. RefSeq lists its product as uncharacterized. The record is from RefSeq and is a predicted model, not a curated record. The coding region runs from base 143 to 2776 and encodes 877 amino acids. The transcript is spliced from 7 exons. Lineage: Eukaryota; Metazoa; Arthropoda; Insecta; Hymenoptera; Diprionidae.
CUAGUCUGCCUACUGUCAAAGCUGUCAAAGUAAACUUUAAAGCUAACCUCAAAUUUCAGUGCAGCGAGAGUGUAAGUUUCACGUCGAUUUACGGCAGAAGAAACUAAUGAAUUUGUAACGAAAGCUUGUAGUUAUAUCUAAAAUGCCCAGGUCUUGUGUUGUGCCGAAGUGCAAAACUGGUUAUAAAAGUUUUAAGGUUAAACGCUCGGUUUUCAAAGCACCGUCGAAUGUUGAAUUGUUUGAUAAAUGGAAGGCGGUGUUGCCGGAGGGAGUUCGUUUAACGGCGACGAAAUUUGUCUGUGAAAGACAUUUCAGAGAAGAAGAUAUCGUUAGAAGAUAUGUUAGAUUCGAUCAGAGUGGUCGAAAAAUUGCAGAUGUUCCCUUCAAGUGUCCUCGAUUGGCGGAUCAGGCUGUUCCGUCGAUAUUUACUCCUGAUGAUGAAAAUGCGCAAUCCUUUUCGUCAGUCACCAAUUGCAAUGAAUUUUCCGACUCGACAGUCAAGGAAAAUGAUUCUCAGUCAUCCAAAGCCAUGGAAACGUCAAUUGUUACUGACAACCUCGAAGAAUUGGAGGAAAAAAAACUGUUGCCAAAAUUUCCACAAACAGAAAUUGAAAAUGUGAAAACAUCACUUUCAUCCUAUUCACAGACUGGAAAGUAUCUAACUGUGUUACUGAAAAAUGAAACGAAAGUUUGUCCAGCCGAAGACUCCGAACUAGUCACUGUCAAUCAUGCUAAAAUAGCGGAAGAACCAAAAGAAUCUGUAAAUUUUUUCACUGCAUUUACUUCAAAAAUCAAUCAAGGUGAAGAUAUUUUGAAAACCAAUGAAAAUUACUUCUCAAUUCCUACAAGUUGGACCGUUAUAAAUCAGCUCUCUCCAAACAAGCAGUGCGUAACAAUCGCCCACACACGAUAUAUGAAAAAAAACGAUGUGCAUCACCCGAUCUUUGAUAAAUAUAUCACAAUCGAUGUUAAUAAUCGAAUACGAUACUUCGUUUCGGGGCGCAUUGCAGAAGCGCAAAAGGCCGGACUCCAAGAAACUUUAUCAGAUAAAAUCGAACUGACCAACAUUUUGAACAAAUUUGGGAACAUCAAUUUGUGUGGAGGUUUAGGAAACGUCGAAACUCAGUAUCUUGAACUGAACAACGAAUUCAGAGAUUAUUUCGGUGAUUUGCACAGCGAUAAUUGUUCUCUGAUAUCAAAGACGAAGCGAUGUUGCAGUUGUAUAAAGCUGCGGAAAAUUGCUUUUCAGAGAAAAUCCAGGUACAAUAAUGAUCAGCCGAUACGACGUAUGCGAAAGGCUAUGAAUCCGAUUGAUCAAAGCUUGUUGCUGGCAUUGCAGAAGAAAUUGAAGCGUCAAAAACUUAAAUUAAAACGAAUCAUGGGCGAAAGAGAAUUGUUGAAGAAUUCGCUGGUCGAAAAGACCCAGGAGUUGACCAAAAUCAGCAAGGAAUCAUUUGACGAAAAGUGUUCAAAACUCAACAUCCCAGCUGCUCAAAGAAUAACACUGAAUGAAAUAAUCGCAGCCGCUUCCGCAACAAAAUCCAAUGGCCGACGUUAUUCGAACGAAUGGAUAAUGCAGUGUCUUUUGUUGAACAUAAAGUCGCCGUCGUUGUACGAGUUCUUAAGGGUGAAUAAUUUUCUGCCGUUACCCUGUUCAAAAACUAUUCGUCGAUAUUUUUCUCUGGCAAACAUGAAAUGUGGCUUGGAUGAAAAUUUGGGCGAGGUACUGAAGUGUAAAUUUGAUAGACUAAAAGAGAAGGGUCUUGAGUUCGACGGUCUGAUUUUGUUGAACGAUCUUGACAUGAAAAAUCCAAUGGAAAUUUCUGCAAAAAGUCCAGCCUAUGUCAGCUUAUCGGAUUUCAGAAAUGACAUCCCAAAAUCUCAAAGUGUCAAUGAUCAAGCGACGCAUGGUGUUGUAUUGAUGUUUCAAUCAUUGACGGACAAACAGACUCAUCCCAUUGCAGUUUUCACCGACAAAGAUCCCCUCCAAGGUGAACAAAUAUCCAAACUAGUUGUCGAAGCAAUCGCGUGCCUAGAAGACUGUGGAGUCACAAUUCAUGGAGUUAUCGGUGACGGUAUGAUGAUGAGUAAGAAAGUUUGGUCUUCGCUGGGUGUCGAAGGCUCGACUAAUGAUAUUAAAUCAUGGUUUACACACCCUAUCGACGAGAGCCGCAGAGUUUUUGUAUUUUCUGACGUAUUGCACUUGAUACGAUGCGUAAGGGAUCGACUGUAUGAUAACAAACGACUGCGCAUAAAUUCUCAUAGUAAUUACAUCGAGUGGAAAUAUAUCCAGGCUUUAUUCAUUCUCGACAGUGAUGAAGCAAAGACUAGAGUUUGUCCUGAAAUCACCCAGAAUCACGUGAAAUUGGAUAACACAUUACAAUUGUGUGACUGUCUUGCAGCACAGGUGUUCACUAAUUCUGUGGCAAACGGGCUCAAAUUUUAUUUGGAUCAAAACUGUGAUUCAUUAAUCGGAUGUGAAGAGACUAUUACAUUCUGCAAACGCAUGAAUGACAUAUUCGAUGCUUUGAAGUUUAACACUUCAACUCAAGGACUUACUCCUGAUUCUGCCAAUCUCGAGGUAUUGGACAAUUGUUUGAAAUGGCUAAAUGCUUGGGAAUUCGCAAAGUUGAACGGCGAAAUAACGGCGGAUGAAUUUUUAAAUACCGAAACAGCGCACGGAUUGCGUAUAAGCUUAACGUCAACUAUCGAGUUAUGCAAAUAUCUGACAGAAAAACUCGAAUUCGAAUGUAAUCUCACAGGCGAAGCAAACUAAAAGACUAGGCAGAGGUUAUGUUUCAUGUGAUUUACUAAAAAUAUUCACAUGUUUCAAACGAAAA